Harmonia axyridis is the source of this 2894-nucleotide messenger RNA. Its product is annotated as pyruvate dehydrogenase phosphatase regulatory subunit, mitochondrial. The transcript is spliced from 14 exons. Gene Ontology annotation, molecular function: oxidoreductase activity; protein binding. Gene Ontology annotation, cellular component: mitochondrial matrix; cytoplasm; mitochondrion. The coding region runs from base 133 to 2823 and encodes 896 amino acids. NCBI's taxonomy places the organism in Eukaryota, Metazoa, Arthropoda, Insecta, Coleoptera, Coccinellidae. The record is from RefSeq and is a predicted model, not a curated record.
AGUAUCUGUAACUCAUGAGCUUCGGGUCCAAAUAUUUGGUCCGUUUUAGCUUAUCAUAAUGUUAGUAGUGAAUUAUCACAGACUACUAGAAUUAUCACUAAUAAUUGAAUAAGUCGAUUAUACAUUCAAAUAAUGUUACCGAGAAGAUAUUCAGUUAACCAUAUUCACAACUUCAUGGAAAAAUAUUCCCUUGCAAUUCUUAAUUUUGAUAAAAAACAAUUAUCAAAUUCUGCAAAACUACCACCUCAAAAUAAACGAGUGGUUAUUUGUGGUGGUGGUGUAAUGGGGGCAUCGGUAGCAUAUCAUCUUGCAGUUUUAGGAUGGGGACAGGAAACAGUUCUGAUAGAGAAAAACAGAGUUGGAGGAGGAACAACUUGGAAUACAUCUGGAUUAGUUGGUGUUUUUAAACCUAGCCUUGCACAAGUAAAAUUGACAAGAUCUAGUGUGGAUCUUUAUGAAACAUUACAUUCUAAAGGAUUGCAAACUGGAUGGAAGCAAUGUGGUAGUCUUAACAUAGCAAGAACUAAAGACCGAAUGACCAUGUUUCGAAGGAUGAAAGCUCAAUCUGUCUCAUGGAACAUUGAUUGUGAGUUGCUUACACCUGCACAAUGCAAGGAGAAAUGUCCGUUAUUAUAUGUAGAAGAUCUAGUUGGUGGUAUAUGGAUUCCAGAAGAUGGUGUGGGUGAUCCAUAUAGAGUUUGCACAUCACUUUUGGAGGAGGCUAUGAAAAUGGGAGUCACAGUAGUAGAGAACUGCCCUAUAACCAAAGUUCUACAAGUAAAUGACAUUGUCAAAGGUGUGGAAACAGAAAAUGGAACAAUUGAUUGUGAAUUUUUCGUGAACUGUGCCGGAUUUUGGGCUAGAGAAGUUGGUCAGUUAUCAGAACCUUACAUAAAAGUACCCCUUCAUGCUGUGGAACAUUACUAUCUUCAUACAAAAUAUGUACCUGAUUUGAAUCCUUUAACUCCAGUUGUUCGAGAUCAAGAUGGCUAUAUUUACUUCAGAGAAAAUAAUGGAAGAUUAUUAGCUGGAGGUUUUGAGCCUAUUGCCAAUGCAGCAUUUGAAAAUGGAAAUGUACCAGUUGAUAAACAAAAAGGACAAGAUCGAUACCUUGAAGCAAAUUGGGAUCAUUUUCAUAUAUUACUUGAACAAUUAUUACAUAGGGUACCUUGUUUGGAAAAUGUUGUAUUAGAUCGUCUUUGUAACGAACCUGAAGCAUUCAGCCCAGAUUGUAAAUGGAUAGUUGGUGAAGCUCCUGAGAUUCAAAAUUAUUAUAUUGCAGCUGGAAUGAAAACAGUAGGUAUAGCAGCGGCAGGAGGAGUGGGUCAAGCGACUGCAGAAAUGAUUGUAUAUAACGAUACUGGUUUUGAUAUGUACGAGUUGGAAGUAUCACGUUUCUUAGGUUUGCACAAUAACAGAAAAUUUUUGAGAGAUCGAGUAAGGGAAGUUCCAAGUUUACAUUACGCCAUAAACUUCCCUUUUCACGAGUUUGUUACUGGUAGAAAUCUAAGAAUGUCUCCAGUUUAUCCUAAGCUGAGGGAAGCUGGGGCUGUAUUUGGUCAAACAAUGGGUUAUGAAAGACCAACCUGGUUUGAAGAAAGUCACUCAGACGAAUACUCAUCAAAUCAAUCAAUUGAAGAUUGGGCUACUAAUUUCCAAGUAGCAUCCGCAAAAGGUUUCGGAAAACCACAUUGGUUCGAUAGAGUAAGCCUAGAAUAUGCUUCAUGUAGAGAAGGCAUUGGUUUGAGUGACUAUUCUUCUUUCACCAAAAUUGAUUUGUGGUCUAAAGGUGAUGAAGUAGUCGCUGCCCUACAAUAUAUUUGUUCCAAUGAUGUGGAUGUCCCAGUUGAUAGUAUCAUUCAUACUGGAAUGCAAAAUAAGAAUGGAGGUUAUGAAAAUGACUGCUCUCUGGCAAGAAUAUCCGAGAAUAGGUACAUGAUGAUUGCACCUACAAUCCAGCAAACCAGAUGCAAAGUUUGGCUUCAACGACAUCUACCAAGAGAGGUAGCUAUGUCCGAUGUCACCAGUAUGUAUACAGCCCUAUGUAUAAUGGGACCAUUUACUCGAAUUUUAUUAUCAGAAAUGACUGAAACAGAUUUGAAACCAAAAAACUUCCCAUUUUUCACACACAAAACAUUGGAUAUUGGUCUUGCAACUGGAGUCAGAACAAUGAAUUUAACACAUACUGGAGAACUGGGUUAUGUUUUGUACAUUCCAAACGAGUUUGCUCUCCAUGUUUAUACAAUACUUGUUGAAGCUGGAAAAAAAUAUGGACUAAGACAUGCAGGAUAUUAUGCAACAAGAGCCUUGAGAGUUGAAAAAUUUUAUGCAUUCUGGGGACAAGAUCUAGAUACCAGGACAACUCCUUUGGAAUGUGGAAGAGUUUGGCGUGUGAAAUUCGAUAAAAAUAUGGAUUUCAUUGGACGAGAUGCGUUAUUACGACAAAGGAAUGAAGGAAUUGAGCGAAAAUACGUCCAACUCAUUUUAGAUGAGGAUUUUUGUUCUGAAACAGAUCUUUGGCCGUGGGGUGGUGAACCUAUUUAUAGGAAUGGAAAAUUUGUUGGAACAUGUACUACUACUGGUUAUGGCUAUACCUUCAAGAAGCAGGUAUGCUUAGGUUUUAUCCGAAAUAUAGGACCAAAUGGUGAGCUGCGGAAGGUAACUAAUGACUAUGUUAUGAGUGGGGAAUAUGAAGUAGAUAUUGCUGGAAUGAAGUUUCCAGCAAAAGUAAACAUUCACUCACCAAUUCUACCAACAAAAUAUCCAGAUCAAGAACGUGAUGUUUAUAGAGCAACAAGAAACAAAGAUAAAUUUGAUGCUUAGUAUUAUAUACAUAUUUAUGAAUUGUAAAUAUCCACUUGACAUAUUGUAAAUUAAAAUGAAUCAUAAUUGAA